Molecule: messenger RNA, 1185 nt
Organism: Prunus armeniaca (apricot)
Lineage: Eukaryota; Viridiplantae; Streptophyta; Magnoliopsida; Rosales; Rosaceae
Source: the annotation of a GenBank genome assembly
AUGCCACACCCACCAGCCCUCACCUCCACCCUAGCCCUCUCAACCCUCUUCCUCUUCCUCCUCUCCUCCACAUCCCAAGCACAUAACAUUACGCGCAUACUCGCCAAACACCCCGAGCUCUCCUCCUUCAACCACUACCUCACACUCACCCACCUCGCCACCGAGAUCAACCGCCGCCAGACCAUCACCGUCCUCGCCAUCGACAAUGCCGCCAUGUCUUCCCUCCUGUCCAAAGGACUUCCUGUCUACACCAUAAAGAAUGUGCUCUCCCUCCAUGUUCUUGUGGAUUACUUCGGUGCCAAGAAACUUCACCAGAUCACCCACGGCACCACCUUGGCUAGCAGCAUGUUCCAGGCCACGGGGGUGGCGGCAGGGACUUCGGGGUACGUGAACAUCACCAACCUCAAGGGCGGUAAAGUCGGCUUCGGAGCUCAAGACAAUGAUGGGAAGCUCAAUUCCUUCUAUGUGAAGUCUGUGCAGGAGAUUCCAUACAAUAUCUCCGUCUUGCAAAUCAGUCAGGUAUUAACUUCGGCGGAAGCUGAGGCGCCAACCGCAGGGCCAAGCCAGCUGAACCUAACGGCGAUCCUAUCAAAGCAAGGCUGCAAAGCCUUCGCCGACUUGCUGAUCUCAUCGGGAGCCGACACGACCUUCGAGACCAACAUUGACGGAGGCCUAACGGUGUUUUGCCCGACGGACGCCGUCAUCAACGGCUUCCUCCCCAAGUACAAAAACCUAACGACAUCCCAAAAGGUGUCGUUGCUGCUCUACCACGGCAUCCCCGUGUACCAGUCCCUCCAGAUGCUCAAGUCCAACAACGGCCUCGUCAACACGCUGGCCACCGACAAGGCCAACAAGUUCGAUUUCACCGUCCAAAAUGACGGCGAGGUCGUCAGCUUGGAGACGGAGGUUGUGACGGCGAAGAUAACGGGGACGUUGAUCGACGAGGAGCCUCUGGUGAUUUACAAGGUGAACAAGGUCUUGCAGCCGACGGAGCUGUUCAAGGUGAAGACGGCGCCUGCGCCGAAGGAGGUGGCGGAGGGGCCGGAUGAUUCUGCUGAUGCGCCGGGAUCUGAUGAUUCGGAGGAUCAAACGGCUGAUAGUGAUAAGAAUGGAGUCGCGGGAUUGGACGGUGGGAGAUUGGGUAUGGUUGUUUUGAGUUUGUGCGUUGGGGUUUUGCUUUUGUGA